AUGGGUAGAAAAAACUACCCACGUGUAGUUGAAGAUGAUUACCAAUAUGGUUACUGGCCGCGUGAAGUACAAGAGGUCGUUAUCAGUUGUCCACCAAUUAACAGAAAUAUAGCAAAUACAACAGCAUCAGUGACUACGACUGAUUUUAUACCAGUCGAUGGAUUUAUGCAUUAUGAGAACAGUUCGCUAAGUACUCAAAAAGCCAGAACACUGGAAAUCAACUACUACGGAGAUUGUGCACGUAAUGAUGAAGAUGAUGCUUCAGAAUACCAAACAGCUUUAUCCCAAAUACCAUCACGUUUUUCUUAUCGGCAUUUAAAUUUGAUAAGCUUGUACGACUUACAUGUGCUAGAUUGUUUAUAUUAUGUACCAUACAUUCGAAGGAAUUUAACAUUCAGUAAUAGUGAUCAGUUAUGCCAGUGA
Molecule: messenger RNA, 423 nt
Organism: Heterobilharzia americana
Lineage: Eukaryota; Metazoa; Platyhelminthes; Trematoda; Strigeidida; Schistosomatidae
Source: the annotation of a GenBank genome assembly